Molecule: messenger RNA, 1629 nt
Organism: Alternaria postmessia
Lineage: Eukaryota; Fungi; Ascomycota; Dothideomycetes; Pleosporales; Pleosporaceae
Exons: 1
Source: RefSeq, a predicted model, not a curated record
GAGCUCGAUGCUGUUAACCAACUGGACUUUGACGAUGCUUUUGCACAGGUGGAGCUCGUCAUGGAGAAGUAUCUAGGAUUUCAGAAGGAAGUCGCGGUGAUGCGCAAACCCGCUCCUGCCAGAAGCGAACGUAGGACCAAUGCCACGUUUCCGUCUAGCGCGGUUUCCAUUGUCGACACAGCAUCGCCUUCAACAAAUGAUAGCAAAUCAGCUUCGUCGAGCGAGAGUCAACGGCCAAGUUCAGGUUCAUCGACAAGGGACUGGGCUACCACUGCAGUCCGAGCAGCCUAUACCAGUGAUAAAUCAAGAUUUCCGCAAUCGGUAUCGCGAUGCCCAAUGACCAGGCAAGCUGCCGCGCCUUCCUCAUUAUCAUCAGCUUCAUCGUCACCCAAGUCUCGAGGGGAAGAGACAGAGGGACCGCGAUACCCAACGCCCCAUCGACUAUCAUCACCUGUCUCGUCGGUAGCAGGCCCAUCGUCACUAAAGUCUUCGAUCAAAGAUGGUCCGCGGUAUCCGAAGAUCCAGCAAGCGUCGAAACCUAUCGCAGUGUCACCAGCUCCAUUCUCACCGAAGUCAUCGAUGAAAGAUGGGAAGCAGUCAAUGAAGGAAAGAGCGUCUUUGCCCGACUAUAACCGGUCGACCAAGGCCAAUUCAAAGACAAGCCAGCCUACAAAGAUUUUGCCAAGCUACAUGCGCCCUACGAAAGCGACUCGAGGAGCAUACACCCCGCCUGUCAAAUCUGCCACCAAUGCAACGCCGGCUCCUCGAUCAAGCCGUCUAGAUUUUGCCAUUCGUGGCGAGCAGGCAAAGCGAUCACCGACUGACACGAGUACACGGCUUGUAGAAAUCAAAGCUUCUUCAACACUGCCUGAACGCGCACCAUCUGUACUUUCCAAGUCGACAAAGAGAAUGAAGCCAAAAGACCUUCCCAAGCUAGACAUGAUCGAUCACUCAGACUCGGUCCAUGAACCGUAUGUUCUCAGAGGUACUGCCCCGCGUGGCCCCUCUCCGCUGUGGACUAGCAGCCCACCGAUUCGCUCCUCGACAGACGCACCGCAGAAGGUCGGCCGUUCGGACCCCCCGAGGUUUCCUCCAACUGAUGACAAGGGGGAUGCGCAUGGUGUCGGUAAGAUGGAGCUUGAGGAAGAAACCUUAGCACGCGUCGAGCCGGAAGGCGACGCCAGCAUUGAAGUUGCGCUCGUCAGUGGACUGGAUCCAAAUGAGACGGCAAACAGAUUCGACAGCAUAAGAGCCAAGAUGUUCAAGAUGAAGGUGAAACUUCGGGCCAUGAAUGAAGAGACAAGGGUCGCUGCUUCGAAAGCAGUAGCAGAGGCAUGUGUCGAUGCAGCGGAAGGACAUCCCACGUUGACCGGCGACGAGGAAGUGGAAGAAGACUCUUCUGCUCUAUGCUCCACAUCUGAGGAGGUGGAGGUAAGACAGGUCGUUGACCAACCUCCAGCAGCAAUUGACAAGCAGGCCAAAGCAGAAACGGAUGAUGCCAUGGAGCCUUUGAUAAGAAUUACUGGGCAGUGGGAAUCAAUAUACGAUGAUACCGACGAUGACGACGAUGAAGACGAAGAUGUGUGGUACGACGCUUCGGAAGUCCGCGUCGAAGACGAGUAUCCGUGA